Messenger RNA from Notolabrus celidotus (New Zealand spotty), 2302 nucleotides. Its product is annotated as V-set and transmembrane domain-containing protein 2-like protein. The record is from RefSeq and is a predicted model, not a curated record. Lineage: Eukaryota; Metazoa; Chordata; Actinopteri; Labriformes; Labridae. The transcript has 4 exons. Bases 260 to 1060 code for a protein of 266 amino acids.
CAUUUGGGAGAAGUCCCUCCGCCGCAUGUAGAGCCGACUGAGCGGAAGCAGAGCCUCAGUCAGUCUGCUGGCACAGAGGGAGGCUGCAGCCACUUCUCCGGCUCUUUAUUCUUCACAGGUAUUCUUUCCUCGCUAUCUAGCAGGAACAAGUCACCUGGAUUUAGUUUCAAAGAAGAAGAAAGACAGAAAGAAAAGACAUUUUCUCUCGUGCACUUCCCCACCCGAUGUGAAAAAGGAGCGCAGAUAAAAGAGAAGAGAAAUGGGAGCGUUCAGGCUGCUGCUGAGGAGUUUACAUUACGUGGGACUCUACGUGCAACUUAGUGUCUGCACGAGGCAAGCUGGACACGGCGAGAUAGAGAACCACAUCUCUGGGAACGCCAUGUUCACUGAGGUGCCUCAUGAUAUGACGGCUCAGAGAGGACAGGAUGUUGAGAUGGCAUGCUCCUUUAGAGGGGCUGGAACACCCUCGUAUUCACUGGAGAUCCAGUGGUGGUACAUCAGGAACCACGUGGACUGGACCGACAAACAGCCCUGGACGACCAAUGAGGUGGCUACUGAGGAGGAGAUGCCAAAAGAUGCUACAAAGAUAAGUGUUGUGAAAGUUGUAGGAAGCAACAUCUCCCACAAACUCCGCCUCUCUCGAGUCAAGCCCUCUGAUGAAGGCAUCUACGAAUGCCGUGUCAUCGACUUCAGCGACGACGAAGGUGCCCGCCACCACCGUGUCAGAGCCUACCUGCAGGUGGUGCCGGAGAGCGACAUCAUCGACAACACCCACAACGACAACUUCGAGGCCCUUGAUGACACCAAGGGAGGAGUCGAAUUCAACGAUGGAGACGACAUGGAGUCUCACCGAGGCACCAAAGAGCACGCUCAUGCUCAUCACCAGAACCACGGGCACCACCAGGAGCACGGCAAGCGUCCUUCAUCGCCAUCCCACCACGGCCACAGCCACAGCGGGAACAGCCAGCAGCACAAGGCGGGCAGAGAGCUGAGGAAGAGGGAAGCGGACAGUAACCACAGCCACAAUGACUGCAGCAACGAGCCCAGCUGUGCACUGUAGAUGUUUGCUUAAAUAGACCUGAGUGAUGGAAUAACGUAAUGUGUGUCACAGCAUUAAAAAGCUACUCUUCCUACACAGUGUAAGCUUUUGUACAAAUCCAGAAUACAAAGAAAUGUGCUGUAAGGCUUAUUCGACUGUGCCAGGAAUGUAGCUUUUUCUUGCUGUGCUUGGAACUGGGUUGGACUGCUCACUGUCUUUAAAGCCUGGCUUCACCACAUUCAGCUAAAGGGGGCUGAUGUGUAGAUCUAAGCAGCUCCUCUGUUUCUGUUCUCAGCACCAACAAAAAAGACCCUGUCUUACGGUUAACUCAUGCUUCUCUUGUACUUCAGAUACUGUAAAUGACCCAGCUCAGCUUUCUCGCUCAUACUCCCUCCUCUGCCUUACUUUUCAUUUGAUGCACUCUUGGUGGAAAGGACAGUAUUUUACCUUUUGUAAAUGGGUUCAUGCUUGGUAAAAGAAUAUGUUUCUUUUUGCUGAGAGUGCACUGAAUGAAACCACACUGUCAGUGAUUUUUUCCUGGACAUGACGUCCAGUCGGAUUCUUUAGCUUUCCUCCUUGAGCACAAUCUACAUCACAUCUGUUUGAGUAUUCAAAUAAUGGACAUGAAACGGUGCAAACUCUGCAAUCACCUUAAACUCAACAAGUGAUUCUGUGUUUACUGGCAGGGAGACAGAGCAGGCUUUCUUCAGAACAAAUCUAUCAUUGAUGGAGAAAGCCUCAGUUCAUCUGAGUUGAAGUAAAAACAAUAGAAAGACUGGGAUUUAUACCACAAUUGUGUGCAAUUCAAACAAAGCACAUCACAGUCUGUGUUUACUCCACAGUGCUUGCGAGCUUUUGAGUUUGCAGCACAACAGAAAAUAUGAUUUUUUCUUCCCUUUGUGCUGCAGGUUCGAUCCGUUCAUGGUUGUUCAGGCUGAGAGAAAUCAAUCAUGUUGUUCCAUUUGGACGGCCACCUGUUUGGAAAGCCAUGAAAACAUCUAAAUCUGUGGCACUAAAUUAAAAAUCUGAUUUGGUGUGCCUCUGAAUCAACUCUGUGGCCAUAAACCAAUAGAAGAAAUCCAUCCAUCUUGGUGCAAGUUACUUUUUGGGAAGAGCAAUGCUGUAUUUCUACCCGGGCUCAGCUCUCUCACCCUGACGCUCAUCAAUCAUUUAAAAAGCCUCAAUCCUCUCCACUACAAGCCUCUAAUCCACUCUGUAUAUAUGACUGUAUUAUAGGAAAUAAAGUGAGUGCAUGUUCAGUAA